This is a messenger RNA of Lodderomyces theae, 1059 nucleotides long. RefSeq lists its product as uncharacterized. The transcript has a single exon. The record is from RefSeq and is a predicted model, not a curated record. Gene Ontology annotation, molecular function: protein-L-histidine N-tele-methyltransferase activity. Bases 1 to 1059 code for a protein of 352 amino acids. Gene Ontology annotation, biological process: peptidyl-histidine methylation, to form tele-methylhistidine. NCBI's taxonomy places the organism in Eukaryota, Fungi, Ascomycota, Pichiomycetes, Serinales, Debaryomycetaceae.
AUGUCUUUUGCAUUUGGAUUCACGGAUGAGGAUCUCAAUGACGUCGAUAUUCAUGACACUAAAGUAGAGCCUACCCUGAAAGGCAAAAUUGAAAGUGCAUUAGAGACAUUUAAUGUCCUUCCAGAACAUCAACCAAGAAUUCAUUGCUUGAGUUCCAUACUUCAAACAUUGGAAGGUGUACGACUCACAUUUGACAAUUACAUCACAGCUGGCGGACAUAUAGUUUAUCGAAGGGAGCUUUAUGAUGUUAAACAUCAAAUUAUGAUGGAGGAGAAAGAUGUGCUGAGCAAACUCAGCGAAUUGUUAAUUGAGCGUAACGAUGCAGACGUCCAAAGUAAUGUUUACGAAGGAGGAUUCAAGAGUUGGGAAUGCUCGUUUGAUGUAGUUGAUGCAAUACACGCCGUUACGGAAAAAUCUGGUUUGCUUAAUCUGUCGAUAUUAGAAUUAGGUUGCGGAACAGCUUUACCUAGCUGCUACAUCAUAAAAAGAAAAUUUGAAGAAAGAGAUCAUCGUUCAAUGAGCCUACUUGUAUCCGAUUUCAACUUUGAAGUGCUCAGGUUAGUCACUAUCCCCAACAUAAUGAUCAAUUGGGCAUCAACACUUGCAGUGGAAGAGCUACACAGAUUGACAACCGACGAAGUCAACAGCCGAUUUGAAAAUAACGAAGUGUUUAUUACCAAGGAGUUGAUACAGGAGUUUGAGAAGCAAUUACAGUUAUACAAUGUCCAGAUUGUGCCAGUAUCGGGUUCUUGGGGACGCGAGUUCAACCAAUUGGUUGGACAGUACAAAAUUGACUUCAUCAUAAGUUCUGAAACAAUUUACUCACCUGACACGCUACCUGUGGUUGCCGAGUCCAUAAAGAACAUACUAGAGAAUGCUGGUACCACACAUGGACAAGCUCUAAUUGCGGCAAAAAAUAUCUACUUUGGCGUUGGAGGAUCAGUUGUUGACUUUUUGACCUAUCUCAAUUCGAUUAAGAACUCUCAUUUUGAAAUUGAGGUGAAGGAGAUUGCCGAUUCACUGUUGAGAAGGUCGUUGAUAACAAUUGAGUAUAAAUGA